AUGGAGGUGGAGAAGGCGGCUGAGAUUCUUCAAGGCCAUCCCUUAUUCGUGCGCUGGGCGAGCAACUUUCAAGAUUCAAAUGUUACCCUGACGAAGAGGGUAGGUGCCUUGAAAGAUGUGUUUGCGAGGCACGACAGCGAUCCCAUUGGGGGUUUUAAGGAGGCAUUUGCUUUGAUGGAUGACUCCGCUACGGAAGUUCUUACGGUCUUGGCGGUCCUCAAGGAUAGCCGGUUGACAAAUUUGGAUCUGGAGAAGUUCACGCCACUAGCGUGUACUCUUGAUUCAAUAUCUGCGGCUCUCCAAUUUCUAGAGCGCUACCAUUACGUCGAGAAACGCCUUGCUGAUGUAGAUACGUGGAAUCUGCAUCCUGGUCUCUAUAUUGCCGUCAGACUCUGGGCCCAUGAUCGAGGACACCUGGGUCACGCUAUCGCCCGGUUGACAAACACAAUCGGGGAUGGUUCGAGACCUUUUGGGUGUUACAGGAACGAUAUUCCAUGGCUGCUAGAAACCGGAACAUCGUGUUACACCAACGAAAACCGGGCCUAUCUGCAUAUUCCAUUCGGGGAUUAUGCCCAAGGCUUCUUCUACCUCAUGGAGUAUCACAUUACAUUCGUAAGCAUUAGCCAACAAGAACGAAAGGGCUACCGGAGUUCAUAUGUCGAGCCGAUGGCCAGAUAUGUCUUCAACCUGUCACCGGAGAUGUGGCUACAACAGGUACCUCCCAACCAGCGGAGGAAGGACAUAGUCUUGGCCAUGAUUCAGACGCUCAAAAUUGUGGAGAGCGAGAUGUACGCCAAAUUAGUGGCAGACUUCCGCGCGGGGGAUAUUACGAAGGGCACUGGGUCAGGGCUGUGGAUGCUCUGCCUUCGCGAGGGCGUUAGCGACAAAUGCGGAGACAGAUGA
Messenger RNA from Parascedosporium putredinis, 903 nucleotides. The record is from the annotation of a GenBank genome assembly. Lineage: Eukaryota; Fungi; Ascomycota; Sordariomycetes; Microascales; Microascaceae.